This is a messenger RNA of Miscanthus lutarioriparius, 345 nucleotides long. NCBI's taxonomy places the organism in Eukaryota, Viridiplantae, Streptophyta, Magnoliopsida, Poales, Poaceae. The record is from the annotation of a GenBank genome assembly.
AUGGCAACGCUGGGGUUCGACGACGAGGAGCAGCAGCAGCUCCACUACCGCUCCGAAUGGCACCGCUACAACCUCAAGCGCAAGAGCCAUGAGGCUGAGACAACAAUCCUGGAAGAUUUCGACUUCUAUGAGCAGCGGGAGAAAGCCUUGCAGGAGAACAGACGUCAACAGCAGCCUGCCAGCACUGAUCCUCAGAAGCUGCUGGAUACCAAGGCUCAAGGUCCCGUGGCCGAUAUAUCAGAUGCAUUUUCUAAGGCCGUACAGUUCAAGGAUACUGAGAACAGUGGGACAACCCCGAAAGCUGAGGUUCAGGCCGUCCAGUUGAAGGAUACUGAGAACAGUUGA